Toxoplasma gondii ME49 is the source of this 7092-nucleotide messenger RNA. RefSeq lists its product as hypothetical. NCBI's taxonomy places the organism in Eukaryota, Apicomplexa, Conoidasida, Eucoccidiorida, Sarcocystidae. The coding region runs from base 787 to 6462 and encodes 1891 amino acids. The transcript has 21 exons. The record is from RefSeq and is a predicted model, not a curated record.
UGUCUUGGCUUUUUUCUUCCUUCCUUGCGGACUCUGUACUCUUCGCUGAUUUCUGCCUCACGACUUGGAGAGACUUCAUCCUUCCCUUCACGGACGUUCGGCCCCGUUAAAACAGUGUGUCGCUGCACAGGUCAUAAAUUUCGUGACGACUGCAUGCUCCGCGUGCUUGCGUUCCCUUCUUCUCCACACACGCUUCUCUUUCCCCUGUUGAAGAAAACGAUAUGAAUUUCUUCAGGGAGCCCGGCAAAACCAUCCCGUAACUUCGGCGGUCUGUCUGUCCCCCGGUGGAGAAGCCUCGAAACCGGUUCCAGUGCUUCGAGGGUUCUUUUCUUGGUCUCUUGUUCCCGCGCGACGAGAAUUGCCUGUCUUUUCCCCUCUACUGCUGCAUGCUCGAACUCGCCGUUCUAGAAGGGAACUUUCCUCCAACGAUGUCCCUCUCCUUCUCCACCGCAGUUCUCUCGCGACGCAGGCACCUCCAGAGAGCCGUGAAGCACUGCAACCUCCACAGCCGCUUGCCGCUGCUUGCCCGCCCAUCUCCCGCGUCCUGCACAACCUGCAGACGUUCCUUUCUUCCUUUUACGACGCGUUUAACAUUUUCUGUCUGGGCAGCUCUUUUGGAAAACUUUCUCCCUCGCGCAUUCCUCUUCUACUUCAACGCGUCGCGUCUGGGCAGUUGCUCUGUGGCCGUCCUCCUUCUUUUCUCGGUCCGUCUCGGCCGGCUUCUGCGUCUCUGUGUCUCGACCGUUCCCUUGCUCGAAGAAGAACUCCCUAGAUCCAACUCGCGCCAUGCACUCGCCUUUGCCCUCUCAACGGCGUCGAGAGGAGCCUGAGUCCAGUCUUCCUCAGAAGCGCCCUCGCAACGCCAGCUCCGAGGACCCCCCCUUCGCACCCACCCUCCCCUCUCUUUCUUGUUCCAAUUCGCCACUACGAUGUCGAAACUCGCCGCGAGCUCCCAGUCCAGCGUUGGCGAGCGCAGCUCCCCCAAGUGCUCCGAGAGUCGGCAGCGCGCCUGGAGUCCAGGGCGGAGCGUCCCCAGCGUCACUGGAAUGCGUCUUCGCUCAGGUCGCCGCUCUCACAGCAGCCGAUUCUCCAGACGUCCAAAACUGUCUGGUCCGACUGCAGAAAGCCGCCCGCGAACUCCUGACUCUCGUGAGGGAGGAACACGGCCUCUUGUUCGUCAGAAGUGACUUCGCUCCUGCUUUUUCUCGAGGCGAGCGACCCAGUGGGAACUGCAGGAUCCCUCAGAACGGUGGAGAUCCCAACGCAGGCUCGCGAGGCGGCGAGGACGCGAUAGAGCGCGACCGGCUCCGAGUGUACAUCCACCGUGCAGUCCCGCGGUUCCUCGCCCUCGGAAGCCACGCGCUUCCGGUCUUCCGUCACUUUUGCAUGCAGUUCAUUGCUCGUCUCGUCCAGCUGGAAGGCCGCGCGGUGCCCCUCGCGCUCGGAGUUUUGAGUCGCGUGCUAUCGGACGCCUGGGAGAACCGCGGCGACGCCGCUUCUGCCUUUCUUCUGCAUGCAGCGAUCGACGUCGCAAGGAGAUUCUGGAAAACGCUGCUGGUCUUUGCUUGCCUCGCCGCAGCUCGCCUACGUCGCUACGGUCCCGUCGGAGUCCAGGACUUCUUCGGAGGAGAAAAGGCGACUCUCGACGGCUUUCGCGCGCUUGUCUCCAUACGCACUGUCCUUCAUAACCUCCUUGCCGCCCCGUCGGCCCUCUCUUCUCCUUCUGCAUCUUCUCCUCUCUCGUCUGCUGCUUCUCCUCUCUCGUCUGCUGCUUCUCCUUCUUCUCCUUCUCCUUCUUCUGCCUCUUCCCCCGGUGCUUCUUCUCCACUGGUCAGCUACGAGAGUUACCGAGGGGCGUUGGCAAUUGUCGAGCGGUCGUUGGAGUUCUUGUGUGAGAAGCCUCUGUCGGUGAAGACGAGCAGUCAGAGUCGCGGCCGCCCUUUCUCCAUUCCUCCUGCGUCUUCUCCUCUGGACGCCGAGUGGCCGCUCUUGCAGUUUUCUUCUCUUUCUUCUCUUUCUUCUCUUUCUUCUUCUUCCCCCUCUUCUGCUGCUGAGGCAGGCUCCGCCAAUGCAUGCGAAGGAGCGUCGCGCGCCGACGAGGCAAAUGCGUUGCCCCCGGUCUCUCCUACCUUCAGCAGUUGUCAGGUGCAGUACAUCCAAGAUGUCGACUCGCUUGUCCUGGCUGACAGCAGCCUGUUGAAGGCUCUCGAGGGAUGGGCAUCCAGCGACGGUGACCUGCUGCUCGCUCUUCUUCGCCGCCCUCCGCUCGUCUCUCCGUCGAGCGUGAGCGCUUCUUCUGGGUCUGCAGGUGGCGACGCAAGCGCAGACGAAGGUGGAGCAAAGACGGGAGACACAGGGGGAGAACGUCCUGGAGAAAAGACUGGAGAAACAUGCAUAUGCAAGAGUGGAGAGAGCCCCGUGGGCCGGACGCUUCCUGAAGAGCUCCAUGGGGAAAAAGACGCCUUGAGCGCCGGUUCUGGCGGAUCUGCUAUCGAUCCGGUGUCGUACACUUUCGUCAUCCAAGCUGUUGCCUGGAUAGGCAGCCGACGGCCACAGUACCUCCCUCGCUUCUUCCCGGCGCUUCGCGAACUCGUCGACCUUCUCCGCUGUCCAUCCAGACUGUCUUCUCCUCUCUCUUCUUCUUCCUCUCCUCCUUUGUCUUCUUUCUCGUUGUCGGUGUCCGGUCGUUUGCUGGCUCUCCCUGAGGGGACGCGAGAAGAUCUUCUCGCGGUCUUGUUGAUGGAGUUGCUUCGGCUUCUGGCGUCGCCUCUGUGCGCGAGCGGCGCGUGGACGGGGAAGGUGGUGGAGGCGUUGCAUGCAGGGGGAAAGCGAGGCUCCCUGCACACCCUGCUUCAGGAAAGCAGAGCCAUUUUCGCCGACAUGUGGAUCAAGAAGUCUCCCUCGCAAACCGCGCGAGACGCUCCGUUCUUCUCGCCCUGCUCCCUCUCUGCGUCGCCUCGCGAGGACUCGCCUGCGACUCCGAACGGAGGCUCGGAGACAAAAGCCGAGACCGAAAUGGAGUCCGAGGGGGAUGUGGAGGGUCUCUGCGUCGAAGAGGGAGCAGAGGUUCUGCGACAGCAGAGACUGUGGCGAAACGCAGACGAAUGUUCGUUCUUUCUGCAGCGCCAUAGACACAUCGACGCCGUCACAUGGCUCGCAGCUUCGCGGACGGACGACGAGCUCGUCGAUUUGGCGCUCAAGCAUCUGGGACAGACGCAUGCGCAGAAGCCACCGAAAAAUCCGCUGAGACGCGCGCGAGCCGGUGCCGGGCUGCGCGGAGUUGGACCGCGCGUGGACGCGAGUGGAGCAGACAGAGAAGACGCGCACACCGGAGCUUGUGCCUCUGUCGAGGAAGUGACGAGAGAACUGUUGAGAGAAAAGGAGGACGGCAGGGCGCUGUGGAAUGAGGAACCGGGCGACGCCUCACAUGCCCGAGAGGACGCUGACAUGCCUACGCUCUUCGACUCAGGCAUCCUGAAGCCGCGUUCCCUCGCCACCGAGAAAGAGCAGACUUGCGCCUUUUCCGACUGGACGCAGAGCAACGGAUCGCGACCAGGAGGAGCAGAGAUGAAAGAAAGCAUCGGAGACAAAGGGCCUCUCUCGCUGUCUUCCCUUUCUCCACUUUCUUCUGUUUUGUCUUCACACGAUUCCACACAAGUCGUGAAGGUUCCUCCUGUCGAAGCAGUGCACCGACACGGGCGUCUCUUCAAAUUUCUCAUCUUCCGUCAGAUGCUCAGGUCUCCUUUCAUCCCGCGAGUUGUUGGGUCGAACAUCUUCGCGUCUGCGCUCCAGUUCCACCAGAGGCGCACAGAAGUCGCUCUUCGCCUGAUCUUCUGGCCGAGUCAAGACGCGGAAACGCAGCGAGAGCUGUGCGCCGCGUUUCUACAUUCUCUCUUCAGCAACCGGACGAUGCCCGCGCUCGAGGAAACUGUUGACGGAGCUGAAGGACAUGACCAAGACGGCGAGCGCCUGGAGUGGCAUGUCCGCGUCAGCUCUCUCCUCGACCUUCUCUUCUACAAAGCCUCUCUGGAUGCAGAGACGCUCUCGAGUUUUUGUCGAUCGGCUGCUUCUCAGGAACUCCCUGUUUCUCUCCGCAAAGUGACGAAUGCACCAGGCUACCGAGCACGGGACCCUCUCUCACCUAGGCCUGCUCCUCGUCUCGUUGCCGACUUCUUCAGCUCUUCUCCACCCUCUUCUUCUUCUCCACCCUCUUCUCCCUCUUCUCCCUCUUCUCUCUGUGUUUCUUCGGCUGCUCGAGUUGCGAUUUUGGAGGGAGACGUUCAGCCGUCGCUUCUGGGAUGGCCGUUUUCUCUUCCAGGAGACUCUCCUGCGUUCCGCGCGCUUGCCGCCGGACAGGAGGAGAAGGCACCCGACGGGGAAGGCGAGCGAGGAAGAGAAACAGAAGAAGGGAGCGGUCACGGAAGGAGACUGCGUUACAAGCAAGUGCUGCAGCUCUGCCUCGACGCCGUCUUCUCUCCCAGCAUUUUAGCGGACAGCGUGAAGAGAGACAGCUACUGCCAGUUGUUGGCUCGUUUUUUCACUGAUCUGCCGCACAUCGGAGCUCUCGGCUUUCAACGCAUGACCGAUUGGGCGACCGGCGCCUCCCCUCACCCGCGCCGCCUCGCCGUCGCCGUCCUUUCUCAGCUGCUCAAGAGGGGCCAUAGUCUUCUGGAUCGGAGGACAGCUUUUUCGCUCGUUCUCACGCUACAGCACGCGGCACCUGAAGCUGUUCGUCGCUUGCUGCUGAAGCUGAUUAGCUCUCCAAAGGGCAUCUACGUCGUCCCCAAGGAGGGCGAAGCAGCAGAGCCACCAGCCUGGCAGGAGCCGCGCCGCCUUAUCCUUCACCGCUCGUCAAAUGAGCAUUCGUCGACUCCGCCUCUCUCUUGUGCCUUCCUCGUCGCCCCCAAGUCGUCGAAGGCUUCUGCCUCUUCGUCUCUCCAUUCGCCUCGUUCUUCUUCUUCGUCUGCGGUCGCCGCUUGUGAUCCUGGGCCGUUUGACCGCUGCUUCGAAGGAGCGCAAGGCAAGGUGGAGAAGGAAGGAGGUUUCUUAAUCGACCAAGAGGAGAGAGAAGGGUGGACGGACAUGCGCCAGUUCGGCCGUGCAUGGAUCGAGGCUUGUGCAGGCAUUGUGCUCAGGUCUAUCGCUCCUCCGGACGCCCAGUUUGCUGCCCCCAUCGUCACCAACGCUUUCGUCGCAUCUCUGGCUCGGCAGAUUCUUCUUCGAUCCGAAACUGGCGCAGCUGCACGAGCUGGAGCGGCUUCCCUGGAUGCCUUCGAGUCGCAAAAAAGCGGCGCGCUUGAUGCGGAAAGCUUGCAGGAGAGACUGAGCUGCUUCGUCACUCUCUGCGUUCGUCGGCCGCACCUUCUCCACCCUUUUUUCGAAGUAUUUCUGAUCAGUCCUUCUCAUCGUCCAGCGCUCGAAAGGCUCUUCGCGAAGUGUAUCACCCAAGUCUCCCCAGCUUGUCACCCCGAAUACGUCAGACUGCUGCAGUUUUCGGAACCAGAACACGAGCCUCUCGCGCUGCUCCUCAUCGAGCACUGUGUCGCCUUCGCCUUUGCGAAUCCAGAGCAAGACUUAGAGCACCUGCCUGCUCUUGUCGCUGCUGUGUGGGCUCUAGCUGAAGGGGAGCGAGAGAGCGAAAAGGCGAGAAGAGAACCGGGAGAGACAUGUGAAGCUGGAGAGACAACCGGAACUGGAGAGAGAGAGAGAGAGGCAGAGCAACGGAGAAGAGCCAGUGCACUCCGACUCGCGCUUCCGCUUGUCGCCUUCUUUGACCGAGCUCAGCUAGCCGUUCUUCUGCCGAAAUUUAUUUUCGGCGAGUUCAGUGAGACGCAGAUGAAAACAGCUCUGAAGCGACUGUUGACAAUUCCUCUCGAACUCCAACAGAAAGCUUAUCCGGGACGCUCUGUGAUGCCGCCAGAAGACAUUCUCAUGUUGCUCUACAAUCUUCCAUGCACUACAAGCCAGCAACGAAAGAAGCAGACGACAGUGCUAGACUUCUGCCUCGACUUGACGGGGUGCACGAGCCGAGCGGAGUCACCGACUGAGAUUUUUCCAAUCGAUGUCAUCGCCACCACGUGCCAGCGAAUCGCCGACGACGAUUCCCAGCCUAUCUCGGUCAUCUUCGGGCGCCUCCUGUGCCAGGUGGCUCAGAACAUUCCGUCUCUCCGCGAAUUCGUGGCAGGCACAGUCAUGCCCGCUCUCGUCCGAAGGAAGAUCUGGACGAAUCGCAGUUUGUGGAAAGGCUUCGUCAUGGCGACGUCGAUUCUGUGGGCGGAGCGGAAGGACCUGCUUGUGAGAAUGAUUCUCGUCCUCCCCGAAGACAGAACCAGAGACCUCCUCCAGCAUCUCCAGCAGCGGCACCCGGUCACUGCCGACAUCUCGACAUUCCUCUACCAAGACGACCAGGCCCGUCGAUCGUGUCCACAUUACCUGCGAGUUCUUCUAGGUUUGACAAACUAGGUCGCUCGAGACAAACGAAUUGCCCCGGCGCAGGAGAGCUGCGUCUCUUAUGCGAGAGUGUGUCAGUUUCUCAAGCUCGUGUCUGGUCACUGUCGCUCUGCAUGUCGCUGCACUGGGAUUGCACUUUCCGCUGGCUAAGGUUUGUCUUGCAAUCAAAUCUGCGGAAAGCGCUUGCUUCGCGCUAGACAGGAGGAAUGCUUUUUGGAGAAUCUAUGGAGCUUCACUAUAGGGGGUCCCGCGGGUUUUCUGGCAGCCCGUCGCCCACUGUGCCGGCUGACGAGCUUAGUGUUUCUUUGCGGGUUUCCUAGUCCACGAAUGUGGCAUGCGAAACGCGUGCAAGCUUUUUAAGGGCCGCCCUAAGACCACGCUUGGACUACGCAAAUGAACCUUUUUGUGCAGUUCACGACGUGCACGCAGUAUAGGUCAACACGCAUUUACAAGCGACAUCGAUCUUCGUGUGACUCGCGUGUACGUACACUACAGCACGCGUUUGCGAUGCGAGGGAGAAACACGAAAGAACCGUGCAGGAAGACAGGUGUUUGACAAUCUAUAUGUAAUUCUAUAUAUUUGUCAGUUUGGCGCCACAGUGGGUGCUGCAAGUUCUUCGGCACACUGGCUGAACUCUGACGC